CAUUUUAGUCUUCGUCUCGUCAAAAGCCUCACUCUGCACGCAUUACGCGUCAUCCAUACACACUCUCUCUGUGUUUGUAUUUUUCUCUCUCUUUCGCUUUCUUAUAAAACCCUCCGCGCGUGACUCUCAAUCUACGGCGAGUUUCUCGUCGAACCUCGCCAUUUCCGGCAUUCCGAUCAUCCUCCACUGACGAUCGGUUGUGAUCCACAGCCAAAAGAUGAGUUCAGGUAAAAACGCAGAGCAGUUGAGUCAUGGAGUGGCAGACAUGAAUCUGAAUUCAGGGCAAGAUGAUGAUGGUGAAUGGGAGGUUUAUGCAAGGAAGCCUAAGAACAGAGCUGGAAGCAGUACUGCAAAACGACCUAUUCAGAAUAAUAAUAAUAAUACUAAUUCUAGAGGAUGGGGAAAUCCGAAUCCAAAUACGGUUCAAAAACAAGGCGCCUGGGGUAAUGGUGGAGGAGCAGGAAGGGGGUCAGGAAAUACCUGGCCAUCACAAACAGGUGAUUCUAGGCGACCUGCUGGAAGGGGAUAUGUUGCGAGGCCCCAAUCUUCCUCCACAAGGGGUUUCGAUAACAACUACAAGCCCCCCCAACAACCUGUAAUCGGGCCUCCAUUGCAGAGUGGAUGGAACUGGCAUUCUGUAGCUGGUUCCGUUCAAUCCAAGGGUUCUGAGGAUGGCCAGCAAAAGGAUGAAUACAGUGAUGGCGAGAAGGAUGAUGAGGACCUCUCUGAUGAAAUUGAUGAUAGUGAUGAUGAUUUACUUAGUGAUGAAUUUGAUUCUGAUGCAAGUGAAAAGAGUCAUAACACUCGGAAGAAGAGCAGUUGGUUCAAGAAGUUUUUUAGCAUUCUGGAUGACUUGUCCAUUGAGGACAUAAACGACCCAGCAAGGCAGUGGCACUGUCCUGCCUGUCAAGGCGGUCCUGGUGCUAUUGACUGGUACCGAGGCUUGCAGCCCCUGAUGACGCACGCCAAAACAAAAGGGUCGAAAAGAGUGAAAAUGCAUAGGGAGUUGGCUGAAAUAUUGGAAGAAGAGUUGCGCCUUAGGGGAACUUCAGUCGUUCCAGCUGGAGAGGCUUUUGGUAGAUGGAAAGGUCUGAAAGAUGACGAGAGAGAUCAUGAAAUAGUCUGGCCUCCCAUGGUUGUAAUCAUGAAUACAAAGCUUGAACAAGACGAGAAAGACAAGUGGGUAGGCAUGGGAAACCAGGAGCUGCUUGACUAUUUUAGCUCAUAUGAUGCUGUUAAGGCGCGACAUGCAUAUGGACCACAGGGGCACCGUGGGAUGAGUCUCCUGAUAUUUGAGGCAUCUGCAAGGGGCUAUUUAGAGGCCGAGCGCCUACACAAGCAUUUUGCUGGGCAAGGAACUGACAGGAAUGCUUGGGAGCGUAACCGUGUCAGGUUUUCAGCAGGUGGCAAUCGCCAGCUUUAUGGCUACAUGGCCGUGAAAGAAGAUUUGGAUAUAUUCAAUGAGCAUACCAAAGAGAAAUCAAAGCUCAAAUAUGAAAUGAGGUCAUAUCAGGAGAUGGUAGUGAAGCAAAUCAGGCAGAUGAGUGAGGACAACCAGCAACUCGUCUAUUUGAAGAACAAAGUUGUGAAGGAACGAAGGCAUUCAAAAACUGUUGAAGAAUCUCUUGAAAUUGUGAGUGAGAAGCUGCGCAAGACACAGGAGGAAAUUCGUAUUGUGAGACAAAGAACCAACAAGCAGCAUGAAGAGAACAAGGAAGAGAUGGACCAGCAAGAACAGUUUUACGAGGAUCAGCUCAAAAUAAUUCGCGAAUCAAGGGAUGAAAAGGAAGAAAAUUUUGAGAGGAUGCAGCAGGAGGAACGUGAGAAGGUGAAGCAAUUAAAUGCUAAUUCAUCAGAUGCAAAGCGCAGGGCGGAAGAAAUUGAAAAAUUCAUCAAGUGUCAAGACAAAGAGAUGGAAGUUUUUGUGUCUCAGAGAGACAGUCUAGUUAAGAUUCAUGAAGAGAAAAUAGCUGCAAUGAAGAAGAGGCACUGGGAGGAAGAAGUAGAGCUGGAAAAAGAGUUCGAUGCUGAACUAGCCCAGCUUAUGUCCCAGUACUCCCCACAGCCCCCUACCAACACUGGCAAUGGUAUCUGACAUGAUAUAAAUUAGUGCAGGUGUGAGUUGAGUACUACUCACAUUUUGCGUAAUAUUUCUUAGAAUUUUGUGAUAAUUAUGACUAUUAACUUUUACCUCGGAUGAAUGAUACUAUCAAAAUAUAUAUACUAGAAGAUAGGAACAGGCAAAAGAAGGUAGCUUAUGGUAGUGUCUGAUGGUUAAUUGCUCCAGUUGUUUUGGUACUGAUGGUUGGAAGGUUAUGAAGUUUGAUCUUUUCUAUAUUAUAGUAUAUGAGUAAUGAGUUGGAAUGUCAAA
Messenger RNA from Quercus robur (English oak), 2371 nucleotides. RefSeq names its product protein SUPPRESSOR OF GENE SILENCING 3-like. The record is from RefSeq and is a predicted model, not a curated record. The coding region runs from base 218 to 2095 and encodes 625 amino acids. Lineage: Eukaryota; Viridiplantae; Streptophyta; Magnoliopsida; Fagales; Fagaceae. Gene Ontology annotation, biological process: defense response to virus; regulatory ncRNA-mediated gene silencing. The transcript is spliced from 6 exons.